Messenger RNA from Diatraea saccharalis (sugarcane borer), 1482 nucleotides. NCBI's taxonomy places the organism in Eukaryota, Metazoa, Arthropoda, Insecta, Lepidoptera, Crambidae. The record is from the annotation of a GenBank genome assembly.
AAUAAAAAAAAUACCGCAACAACUACUUGCGCCGGUAUUUUUUUAAUUCGCAUUUAAUUAUCAUUUAAAUGAGCUUUCUCCACUAGCUAAAACUAAAAUCUUAUACCAACUCAAUUUGAAAUAAUGUCUGAAAUAGAAAAUAAGGACACAGUAACGGAAGAAAUACAGAAAGACUUUGUUGAAGAUGGAAAGAAUAAGUUGAUCGUAAAAUGUAAAUUUUGUGGUUCAAAAAUAUUAGAAAAGAAAACGGCAAAAUAUGUAACGCAAGAGAAAGAGUUGCCUCUAAUGCAGCAAGAUGCAAAUAGAAAAGAAGGGGAAGUGCAGAAAGAAAUGAUAAUUGAGUAUUAUCAUGUUGAUCACAUGUAUGUGUUUGAAAAUAUUGGUUUCACACAUCCAGUAGAGAACCACAAGUAUCUGAUAUGUGCAGACUGUGAUGCUGGACCAAUAGGUUACUUUGACUUGGAUAGUAAACAUAGUUAUGUAGCUCUGUCAAGAAUUGUUCACUCAUAAUAUUAAUAACCAUAUCAUUUAACUUUUCAAACACAUUUUUUAUUUUUGAACAGAAUCUACAAAUUGUAGAUUGCAACUUUGUUUUUAAUAAGGAGUAGCUUGUCUAGUUAGAAAAAUACUGACGCAAGAUAGAUAAACUUCAUUUGCUAAAACUGUUAAAAUAAGAUUGAAGUUGCAUAACUUGAAAAAAAUAUUUGGUUGGUUCUUAUUUUGCAUUAUAAGGUUAUCUUUUUUAAUAUCUUGCUUUAUUUUUAUGGUUAAAUAAUGUUUAUUUUGCCUUGCUUGUGCUCAUUUUUCAUCAUUCCAUGUACACUAUUUAAAGGAAAAAGAUAUUGAUAAGUUUGUAAGAGCUGAUUUUAAAUAUUUAUUAAUUCAAUGCUACUGCAUGUUAUAACAUAUAUUUUUUAAAGUUCUCAGAGUAAUAUUGCUGGGUUUGGUUAAUAUAAAAUAUUAUCUGCUAUUUGAUAUUCUGAUUUCUUAAAAUGACACUUAAACUAUUGUUGGAAUAUUUAAAAUAUUGAGUAUUCUAAAAAUAGUCACUAGCAAUACAUGAAAUUAUUAUUACCAAAAUUGUUAAUAUUUAUUUUUAUAAAAAGUGAGAUUUCAAAAAUGGUAUUUAUAAAGCUACGGUUGCUUAUUUUUUUAUUAUAGUACUAUUAAAAGUAUAUGUAUAGUACUUAUGUUUUUAUUCUCAAUGUAUUGUAAGCUUUUAAGUUGUAAACAAUGAAAUAAGGUUUCUUUGGUUAUUUAAAAGGUCUUUUGAAUUACCAUAUAAACAAAUUUAUCUUGCACUUUGCUGUAUACUCAAUUUAUAUGGUGUAUGAGAUUAAUUUAGUUUAAUCUUCAUACACAUAUGUACCUCUUUGGUGUUACCUAAUUAUUUUCAAUAAUCAGCUCAUACCAUUGACUGCGUGCAAAGCAUAUUAUACAUGUUUUAUAAGAAAUUUACUUCAAUAUACUUUUUAUUUAUUC